UAGAGGUGGUUCAGUCGGUCGAUGUGACACAUCCGGCAUGUAAAAAAAAAACACGCUAAAGAAAAGACAUUGAUAAAAAAUAAUUGAAUUUGAAGAAGAAAUGAAUAAUUUGUAAACGAGGUUUCGUAUUCUUGAGAAAAAUUGGUGUCUCACAUCAAGAUGCAGAUUUUCGUGAAAACCUUGACCGGUAAAACGAUCACACUCGAAGUCGAGCCUUCGGAUUCGAUUGAAAAUGUGAAGCAAAAGAUCCAAGAUAAGGAAGGAAUUCCUCCUGACCAGCAACGUUUGAUCUUCGCCGGAAAGCAAUUGGAAGAUGGCAGGACUCUGUCCGAUUACAAUAUUCAAAAAGAAUCAACUCUACAUCUGGUGUUACGUUUACGUGGUGGUGUUAUCGAGCCUACCCUUCGGCAGUUAGCUGAAAAGUACAAUUGUGAGAAGAUGAUUUGUCGCAAGUGUUACGCCAGACUUCACCCGCGUGCUACGAAUUGCCGUAAAAAGAAGUGUGGACACACCAAUAACUUACGUCCAAAGAAGAAGCUCAAGAAGUAAUAAUAUAGUUUCACUCGUGUUUAAAAAUUGAAAAAAUAUUUUCAUUCAUGUUUAAAAAAUAUUAAAAUAUUUUCACCAAUG
This is a messenger RNA of Planococcus citri (citrus mealybug), 630 nucleotides long. RefSeq names its product ubiquitin-ribosomal protein eL40 fusion protein. The transcript has 3 exons. Gene Ontology annotation, cellular component: cytoplasm; ribosome; nucleus. Gene Ontology annotation, molecular function: ubiquitin protein ligase binding; protein tag activity; structural constituent of ribosome. The record is from RefSeq and is a predicted model, not a curated record. Bases 160 to 549 code for a protein of 129 amino acids. Lineage: Eukaryota; Metazoa; Arthropoda; Insecta; Hemiptera; Pseudococcidae. Gene Ontology annotation, biological process: protein ubiquitination; modification-dependent protein catabolic process; translation.